AGCUGUUAGCAAUAUUUGUCAUUUCAAUAACACUUUUAAAUGUCACGAGGAUGAAACGUGUAUAUAUGAAACCGACAGAUGUGAUGGCAAGAUCGAUUGUCCCAAUGGAAGUGAUGAAACUUUUGCUGAGUGCAAGGAAUAUGUUGACUAUGAUGAAAUUUGGCCUGAAUAUGGACCAGUUUACACCUGUGCCUACGGUGCACUUCCUCCAAAGUCGCUAGAGUCAGGGCUUUUGGCCAACAAACAUACACAGUGUGCCGAUGGAUCUGAUGAAUCCGAUUCAUUAUUUAUAACUACGGAUUCAUCUUUCAUAUAUGGAAAAUGUCCCAGCAAUCAAGUAGAGUGCCGAUCAAAAGAGUGUAUUCCACGUGUCAAAUUGUGUGAUAACCAGGUUGACUGCAUUGAUGGACGCGAUGAAUCCUUGGAGCUAUGCAUGCAUCCCGAAUGCUCUUAUCCCAAUUUUCAGUGUGCGAAUGGCAAGUGUCUGGACCCAACAGUAAUUUGUGACAAUAAAUUUGACUGCCCAGAUGGAUCUGAUGAGGUACCAAAUCUUUGUGAGAAUAUAUGUAAGGAUCGUGACUUACAUGAUAUAUGUAAGAAUAGAACGCACUGGAAUCGACUAGCCCUACCUCGAUGCUUUGAGCCAAUUGGCGAAGGUGUUCGAUUCACGACUGAUACAAAGUUUCAUAGGAUUCAAAAUAAAACAUUUGUUUAUGCCAAUCAAGCUGUAAAGUUUGAGUGCAUAGAACAAAGCAAGGAAUCUACCAUUUCAUGGAACGUAUGCCUCACGACAUCAGAAUGGAGGACAACUUUACCAAGGUGCAAAAAGAAUAAUAAGGAUAACAAGGAUCCGAAAACCAAUGGCACAUUGGGUUGUCCAUUGAACUACUAUAAAAAUGAUACAAUGAUGAUUUUGAGUUGCACCACUUUCAAAACUUGUAAUUAUCGUAUACAACCGCCGAUUCGGGAUCAGAUGGUGAAAAUUGUGUGUAACAACGGUUAUUAUUUGGUUGGUCAAAAUUCGAAUCAAGUUAAACUGAACUGUAUUGGAAAAAAGUGGAUUGCUAAAGAAGAAGAGCCACGUUGUACUAAAUUCUGCAAUUACACCGAGCUUACUGGGUUAUAUGCCAUAAAUGCAAAGUGUGAGGAGUGCAGUAUGGGCCUACUACCUGGACAAUUGGUAAGCUUUAAUUGUGCCCCGGGCUUUCUUGAUGUCAAGAGAGAGCCAUUGCCGCAGACAGAAUGUCUCGAGGAUGGAACAUGGUCCGGGCUAACGGGCUUAAGAAAAAAGCAAUUGGAUUUGUGCUCUUACAGUUGUAUGGUGAAAACACCGUCCGGUCCAAAGCUUUCCAGUGAUGCGCCUGAUGUAGCUCCAAGUAACGCGCCUUGGAUUGUUGCGUUAUACUUGAAAGAAGUUAAAUACAUAUGUGCAGGUACCCUGAUCAGGCUGGACUUAGUGCUGACUGCUGCCCAUUGUCUAUACAACAAGAAUACCACGACAAUAAAGAAAAGUGAUCUUUCCAUUCGGUACCUCAAACUUCAUUCAGGAUAUACACCAAACAGUGAUACUAUAAAUGUUAAGGAAUACCGUAUUCAUCCGUAA
Molecule: messenger RNA, 1603 nt
Organism: Drosophila willistoni
Lineage: Eukaryota; Metazoa; Arthropoda; Insecta; Diptera; Drosophilidae
Product: modular serine protease-like
Exons: 3
Coding region: 434-1603 (389 amino acids)
Biological process (GO): proteolysis
Molecular function (GO): protein binding; serine-type endopeptidase activity
Source: RefSeq, a predicted model, not a curated record